This is a messenger RNA of Morus notabilis, 2372 nucleotides long. RefSeq names its product AFG1-like ATPase. The transcript is spliced from 15 exons. Gene Ontology annotation, molecular function: ATP binding; ATP hydrolysis activity. NCBI's taxonomy places the organism in Eukaryota, Viridiplantae, Streptophyta, Magnoliopsida, Rosales, Moraceae. The record is from RefSeq and is a predicted model, not a curated record. Gene Ontology annotation, cellular component: mitochondrion; cytoplasm; chloroplast. Bases 626 to 2116 code for a protein of 496 amino acids.
AAAGAUGAUAAUGAAAAUUGAAAACCUUAAAAAAAAGUACCGAAAAGUUAAAAACAUAAACAAGGACGUUCAGGUUUGAGCCUUUAGUCUCCCAAGGAAUAAACUAUCAUAACAAUCUCUCAGCAAUUGCUUGAAUGAUAAUAACCAUUCUUUAGAAAGUCCAAAACAGCACAAGCAAGGAAAAAAAAAACAUAAACAUAAAUAAACGUGUUAAAUCGAACCAUACCAUCUACAUAGGGAUUCCGAAUUCUCUCUUUACUCUGGUUCGAGGAGUCCAACAUCUCAGGAUUCUUUUUCGUUGUUGUUUCUCUUUCUUACCAGGUAACAACGGUUUUCCCUAAGCCUUUUAUUUCUUUUUUUUUUUCCUUCCCUUCUUUUUCCGGUGAAGAAGGACCGAUUACUUUUUUGACUUAGAUUUGAAGAGAAACCCAGAAUUUCUGGAUUUCAAUUCUGGGGUUUUCAGUCUCGUGGGCAUUUUGCUCUUCCAUUAAGUUUCAGGGUUUGGUAUUUUGUGUGUGGGAGCUUUAUUAGACCACUUUGUGUAUCUCUACUUUGAUUUGUACUCUGCAAAAGGGAUUAAGCUUUGUUGAAACUCGUAGAGAUAUUGGGGAUCUGGAUAUUGAAAAUGAGAGCAAUAGCUAUGCCGAUCAGACAUUUUGGGUCGGUUUUUCGACAUCAAAGGAAUGGUUAUUCGAGUGGUUUAGUGAGGCAUAGAAGGAAGUUGAUAGACAUCAACUCUGGAUUUGUUUAUAAGCUCACAGACAAUGUUGAAACCCACCGAUUUCGAGACCCCGGUUUUAUGAUCUCAAGAGCUUUCUCUGUUGAGGCAGUUAAAGUUUCAAACGGAGAUACGAACCGAGCAGGGCCUCUUAUAGAGUAUGAACGAAGGAUUGCCUCUGGCGAACUUGUUGAUGGUGAUACCUGCCAGCUAGGCACGUUAAGAGAGCUCCAAAGGCUCUAUGAUGAGCUUGUUGAGUCAGCUGAUGCCUGCCGGUUGGAUCGGUACACCGCAUCUGAGAAAGCUGGAAGGAGUAGGUGGCUAUGGUCUCGUUUCAUGCCGCAGUCUAUGUAUGCACCUGUUAAAGGUCUAUAUCUAUAUGGAGGAGUGGGCACUGGAAAAACCAUGUUGAUGGACUUGUUUUUCGACCAAUUGCCAGAUAGUUGGAGGAAGAAAAGGAUUCAUUUUCACGACCUCAUGUUGAAUGUCCAUAGCCGAUUGCAAAAGCACAAGGGUGUGGCAGAUCCACUUGAAGUUGUUGCAGCAGAGAUAUCGGAUGAAGCCCUUUUAUUGUGUCUAGAUGAAUUCAUGGUGACUGAUGUUGCUGAUGCAUUAAUCCUAAACCGUCUGUUCAGACACUUGUUCAGCAAUGGUAUUAUUCUUGUUUCGACUUCAAAUCGCGCUCCAGACAAAUUGUACGAAGGUGGAUUGCAACGGGAUCUUUUCCUGCCAUUCAUUGCCACUUUGAAGGAAAGGUGUGUAGUUCAUGAAAUCGGCUCAUCUGUAGACUAUCGAAAAAUGACUUCCGCUAAGCAAGGGUUCUACUUUGUUGGUAAAGAUUUGUCUGAUGUUCUUAUGCAAAAAUUUGAAGAAUUAAUUGGCGAACACAAAGCUUAUCGACAAGAAGUGGAAGUAGUGAUGGGAAGGACGCUACAGGUUCCACUGGGUGCAAACGGAUGUGCAUAUUUUCCAUUCGACGAACUCUGUGAUAGACCUCUUGGGGCUGCAGAUUAUUUUGGAUUAUUCAAGAAGUUUCAUACCCUGGCAUUAGAUGGCGUUCCAAUUUUCGGUCUCCACAACAGGACAGCAGCAUAUCGAUUUGUCACUUUAGUUGAUGUGAUGUAUGAUAGCAAGGCCAGAUUUCUAUGUACAGCUGAGGGGAGUCCACUUGAACUUUUCAACAGAAUUGUGACGAUCGCUGAUGCUCAAAGUAUUGCACCUAGAACCUCUUCAAGGUCAAGGAAAAAUGACGAUUCCGACCUCUGUGUCGACAACGAAUUGGGCUUUGCAAAAGAUCGCACGAUCAGUAGGUUAACAGAGAUGAAUAGCAAAGAAUACUUAGAACAGCAUUCUGCCAUAUUAGCCGAGCAGCCGUCGUCGAUGCAGGGCGUCAGUUAAGAUCCAUUACUGGAUAUGCAUGAUACAGAAUGGAAGAUACAAACAAUGAUACUGUACCUCAGAGUUGCUGAAAUCGAAUGGCAUAUCACAAGUAGCAAUGUGCCUUUUUGAAUAUACGUUUCAGUAAAUCUAUUACUUGUUACUCUAAUAAGAUUUAAGCUGUUUUAUCCGUAUAUGUGAAUGUAAUAAACAGCUUAUGCAAUCAGUGAUGCACUAGUUUUACCCUCCAAUUCUUAUUGAUAAAUAAUAAUUACGA